UCAGCUGUCUCGGCGGCUACCAGGCCAAGCGAGCCGCUCGAGCGAGAGGGGGCCCUAAAAAAGGGGCUCCGUUUGUUCCCCUUCCUCACCGGAGAGGGUGAGGAGGCGUGCUCUCGGCACGUUUUGGUAAUUGUGUGUGUUUUUUUUUCGGUCUGCGUGCUCUGUAGAGGCAAUCCGUUGGCGCCGUGAUAUCGCGCUGUAAUUUGAAGGAAGCAGCGCACACUCGGGUAAGCGGUCGUUUGUGACAGCAGCUGUCAGUGGCCGUGGCCUCCGCGAUCAGCUCCGGCGGCGCGCCGUUGCUCAGGCCGUCCCAUUCGGCGCGUAGCGCAGCAGAGAAGGUCGCCGCGAGGUGGCGACCUUAGCCCAAGGCUCAAGUGGCGCUCGCCUGGCCGGCACUGCCUGCGAUUUCAGUGGCGACAUCAACCCUGUUGGCACGUUUUCACGCAGAAGGACAGUGAAUACGAAGUCAAUUUCUUUCGACUCCUUCUUGCAGCUACAAAGAAGUCGAGGUACGUUGUUAAACAGUUACGGAUUGCUUUUGCAUGCAGCUUUAGUGGUCGUCUAAAAGCCGACUGGGGCAACCGAGGCUUUUACCACGCAACAUUUCGUCCAGGUUGCAUGCCAUCGUGUUUAAUUUUUUUUUUUUUUGCAAAAGUUGAGUUGCCGCGCUGUAUGACAAAACUCAGGUAUGCUUUUUGUGCCUUUCACUCGAUUUUUAAACUACUGGGCAGCUACUUUACAGCGAAGCUCUCUCUGGCUCGAACAACAUAAUUAAUUACGAUGAGCACUCGUGCAUUGUUUAUACGCCACCAGGAGAGUCAGAAGUUCUGAGCUCUGCUUUUUUGCUCUUGAAGCGAGAACUUUUUGCUGGGCUUUGUUUUGCUAUGUUGCAUGUGUUCCUGGUAGGUGCGAGUGGUUUCGUGUAGCUAAUGUGAUCCCGCAAUUAAAGUAUUUGCUGUGUGAUGAAAACUGCAUCGGUUCUCUGUCAUGAGCUUCGCACCACAAUUCUACCUGCUUCUGUAUUUUUCAGAUAAAUGUACUGCUGCGUACCUUUCUGCCACUGUGACAGGAAAAAAAAAAAAAACUUGGAAUAAGUUUUCACGAAUUUCCCGCGAAUGAUGAUCGCCGCCAAGCAUGGCUGAAGACCAUAUCAAGAAAAGAUUGUGUCCCAAAUGACAAGUCUGCUAGCAGUGUCGUCUGCAACCUUCACUUUUUAGAUUCGGAUUAUACUGUGGGGUCCCACAAAGCUGCGGCGCCUGAAACGGGAUGCUGUUCCGAGCGUUUUCGCGGGUUACCCAAGCUACAUGCAGCCACAACAGCCUCAAAAAAGACUUAAGUUGGAGCAAUUGACGCAGAAUUCUACUCCAAACCAAGAAAGGGCAUAAAAUUUAUCGAGCGGCCCUGAUGAAGCUGCUGGUUCAGCUUGUGGUCGCGAAAAAAGCACAGGCCAUUCGGCAACUUCUGCCUGCUCGUUUCCUGUAGCGUAUGAAGAUAGCCUGAUUCAUGCAACCUUGUUAGGAGAUGAAGAAGCAAGUCCUAAAGGUGCAGGAUAUGAGAAACCAAGUGCACAAGAUGCAGUCGGUGCAUUACAGCAGUCUAGUGAGGCAUUGAUUGCGCAACGAAACUACCGAUGACCUUCUUCUGCGCAAGCAGUCGGAUUCAAGGAAUAUAAACCGAAUGAGAGUGCAAUUGUUCAGGAAAGCAGAUGCUAUCGUGAGACUGCAGCGAGAAAACAGCCGCCUAAAAAAUAAGCUUAGUGGGUUUGAAAACCACACUCUCCACUCCGCGUUGAGAAAGUGCUUGGACAAGGUCGGCACAGCCCAGUUCUGCUUAGAAGACUGCCUAGCGGAACAGAUCGCCAAUGCGUCAAGGCAACGGCCCGUGUGAUCUCCAGACUUUCUCCGGGAAUGUGUAGUUUUUUACUAAUUGUCCCCUAAGGCAUACCGUUACAUACGCAACAGAGGACUGUUGAAAUUGCCUUCAAAAAACACGCUACUUCGCUAUGUUGGCAAAUCCAACAGUGAAAGUGGGAUCACACCAUUAAUGAAAGAACCCCUAAAGCAAGAGGUGGGGCAGCUGAAAGAGCAAGCGCGGUUUUCCUCAGUUAUUGUGGAUGAAAUGGCUAUGAGCUCCAAAUACAUCUACGAUCGUAAAAUGGACUGCUUUUUUGGUCAGCAAACUUUGAGAGAAGACGCUGGGACAGGAGAGAAUGUAAACAACAUCGUGCUUCCCGACAAGGUGCUGUGUUUCGUUGCAACAGGCCUGUCCACGUCGUACAAAAUUCCUUGCGGCUUUUUCUUCACUAACCGAUGAAGUGGCAAGCUCCUGUAUCAGCUGACAAAAGAAGUAAUCGCUGAAGUUGAAAAGUGUGGCCUCUACGUCGUCCGGAUCGUCACGGAUAACCACAAGAUUGAUGUCACAAUGAUGCGCCACCUGGGCAAUGGCUCCCUCAAGCCAGUGGUCAGUCAUCCACGUGAUCCAGAAAGAAGCCUAUUCUUGUCCUUUGACCAGUGUCAUAUUAUUAAAGAAAACGUGCGAAGCCUUCUUCUGGACAGGGAAAUGACAGAUGGCAGUCAGCCAACAACUGGAGAGUUUGUGAAGCAGCUCUAUGUCCUAAAAAAAAAAAACAGAUUGUGAAACCAGUUCGCUUCCUGACACAGAAGCACAUAGAGCCCACUAACUUUGAGAAGAUACAUGUGGGCAGAGCAGUGCAGCUGUUUUCAGAUGAAGUUAUCUCGGCGCUUUGUUUUUUGAAAGAAUACCACAGUUACCACCCUCAGGCAGAACAGUUCAGGAACGCAGACGCAACAAUAUUGUUUAUGAAGAUGAUGCAGAAGUGGUUUGCCAUAUACAAUGUGGCCAACCGAACAGCACAUGUGCAUAUGAGAAAGCCUGACCAAAUGCACUUUUUUUGCGCUACCGACGAACGCCUACAAUGGCUGGAGAAAGAGUUCCCAGACUACCUCGAAACUCUCUACAAUGCCUGAAAAGGAGCGGGAUAAAGUUUCUUAGUGCUGAAACCUACGAAGCUAUCUUGCUGACAAGCAAAUCUACGGUACUAUGCAUUAAGUACCUUCUCGAGAGCGGCUUCUUUUAUGUUUUAACAAAGAACUUAUCGAGCGACCCCGUCGAGCUCCUCUUCAGUUCUUUGCGGCAAAUGGCUGGCGGCAACGACUGUCUGGAUGCAAGAGCCGUGACAUUUAGCCUGGAGAGGAUCUUGCGGACUGGCAGCCUGUGCCCAUCCCAAGCUUCAAACAUUGAAAACGGACAGACUGUCUUGAGUAGGCAUGGUGCCUCCUUGAAUGUGACGUCCUCCGAACUUGAUGUUCCGGCUGAAGCAACAGCACAGGAAACCACGCAUGAUUCGACCGAGACAGCGCAAGUCGCCCCAGCCAGGUUCACGGGAACUGAAGAUAUUGUGAUGCACAUUGACGAGCUCUUCACAUCCCUGAAAGCGACGCCUCUGCAGCGGCCCCCAUCAACCAUAGCAUAUAUAACAGGGUUCGUGGCGAGAGCAGUUGAGGAGUGGAGAACACACAGAUUCUGCCCUCCCGUCCACCAGUGGGAUAGACCCAGCCCCGUGCUGAUGGGGCUUAUUGACCUGCAAUCAAGGGGUGGGCUCACAUUCCCAAAGUCAGAAUUUGUCACGGUCCUUGUGUCCGUAAAGAAGGCUGUUGACAUUGCCCUGCCGCACAUAAAAAAGAGCAACGUGCGUCAGCAGCUGGCUGAACUGUUAUUGCCUCGACUAGAGCAGUGCCCCCUUUUCGUUUGCCCAGCAAGGGAUGACCACGCCGCAAGCAUACUAUCUGUAGUGUUUGAUAAGUUCAUGAGGCCACUCUUAGCCAACGUCGGCGCUACUGUGACAGACAGGGCUGCUUACCGCGAAAAGCUCGCCUGAAAGCCACUGCACAGGAAAGUGCUCCGUGUUUAAAAUAAACACAAUGUAAAAACGGAUGCCGAACAGUAUGGCUCCGAUUUUGUCUUUGUAAAUAAAAUGUCAUUUAU
Messenger RNA from Dermacentor andersoni, 4005 nucleotides. Lineage: Eukaryota; Metazoa; Arthropoda; Arachnida; Ixodida; Ixodidae. The record is from RefSeq and is a predicted model, not a curated record.